Haliotis rufescens (red abalone) is the source of this 3872-nucleotide messenger RNA. RefSeq lists its product as uncharacterized. The record is from RefSeq and is a predicted model, not a curated record. NCBI's taxonomy places the organism in Eukaryota, Metazoa, Mollusca, Gastropoda, Lepetellida, Haliotidae. The transcript is spliced from 5 exons. The coding region runs from base 2407 to 3222 and encodes 271 amino acids.
GUAUGUAUGUAUGUAUGUAUGUAUGUAUGUAUGUACAACAGGUACAAAUUAGUUAUCAUAAACUUAGUAUGAUAUGUAAAUCCCGUCAAGCAGAGAACAAAUAACCAGAAAACGUACAUGUAUAAACUUGUAUUGGGUCCACAGUGCGUCGUUCUGGACUGGAGUCUGCAGUAGAAAUCUGCGUAAUAAGAACAUUCACCUGGUCCCCUGUGUCAGUUCACGUCGACAAAAGGAUCGUUUAACGGGAAAGUAAUUUUAACAAUUGUGAUGACUAUCUUUAUGAAGGAACGUUUGGUGGGUAUCUGUUGGAGAUCAACACCAUCCAGAGAAUUUGUCAGUGUCCCCAUGUCACGAUAGGUCUUUGUUUUAAAGCCUCAUAGCGCGUCCACGACUUAGCAUAUCACUAUUUCCUUACAUAACAGAGUGUCACGUAUACACAGCCUCUAGUUUCAUAAUAUGUCAUCACCGUGAACUCCCAACAUGCGUGAAGAGGAUCCAUCAACUGUAUUGAUCAGCAUAGCGGAAAUGAAACUUAAUGAGUUUCUUAAUAAAAUAAUCAUUAUACGGCAAAUACUGACGACAGUAAUGAAAAAAGAUAGAUUUCCUCGGAUUUGGGAUACUAUAAGUCAAAUCCUGUAGGCAAGUUAUCGAUCGCCUGGGUAUGUAUCAAUUCAUUACAGGUUCAGUCAAAGCUCUUAAAUGAAAUAAAAUUUACCUUAUACGUUUGAAAUUAAUCUUUUCAAAUAACUUCUAACAUUCCUUUUGAAUACCACAAAUUGUGGGAGCCUAUUAUAAACGAUAAUCAUCUUUAGCUUAGAAGAUGAUACUAAAUUAAGGCAGAGGUUAUAUAAACUGACCCGGAACUAUUGUCAAUUUAUGAAAGCAUUCUAAAAACGAAAUAUCAUCUACGUAUAUGAUACUUAUGCCUACAUGAUACUUCCAUGUACAUAUAUGAUAUUAUUAUCUACACAGAAGAAAGUAUCAUCAACCAUCGAACUAUCGUCUUCGGUAACAAUAUUUUCGCGAGUAAUUGACUAUAGUUCCGGGUCCUUGUUUUAGCCCCUUAAUGCCGAGCGCCAGACCGGGUAACAAUAAGUACCAUCUUUUAACGUCUUUUGGUAUGACGCGGCCGGGGAUCCAACCCCGGACCUUCCGCUCUCCGGGCGGACGCACUAUGUGUGUGUGUGUGUGUGUAUUACAUGUAUAUUCAAUACCAGUAGAUGAAUUCAGUCUGGAGAGUUUUAUACAAAGCUAUUUGCAACUGUUACCUCCUCUGCGACAUCUCAAUGGAAUGUUUAUCAUACAUUGGAUCUUGUUAUAGCCAUUAUAUCUACCGUGUUAAUGGGGGUUAACGUCGCAUUCAAGAUAGUGUGUGCGUGCGUGCGUGCGCGUAGGCGCGUGCGUGCGUGCGUGCGUGUGUGUGCCACUCACACUCAGACAAUAUUGUUUUAUCGCCCUAAUUCCGAGCGCCAGGCAGGAUAGUAACAGUACAUCUUUGUACGAGGAUCGAACCACCCAUCUGCCGCUCUCCUGGCACAUCCACUAGACCACGGAGGCGGUACUUUAAAUCUUUGAAUGUUUUGUGAAAUUUGAAUUUUGAAAAAAAUAACAGAUAAGACUUAUAUUCAAAUCCCAACGAUGCGAACACUCUAACAUCAAGAAUCCCGCUGCUUAGAAAUGUAGUAAUAAAACUUUGUGAACAUGAUAAUAGUUAUAAGAAGAUCUCGAUUUGUGGAAAUUUGAAUUCUAAAUACUUAUAGUGAGUUGGGUUUAACGCCGCCUUCAACGGUGUUCCAUUUACGGCAUGUCAGUUUAAUGUAGGGGGAACGUCGGAAGUGCACAGCGAAUUGCGGCGCAUCAGACGACUAGGAUAGACGUGCCCAUAAAUACGUUUGAUUAAAAGUGACUUACAUUAAAUUCAUAUGAUGAUAAACAAAAUAUUUAUUUGGACUAAAUGGUGUAAGAUUCUCUCGGAACAAGCUAAUAAGCCCUUUCCCUGUAAGAUCUAUAAUAAGGAAGUUUGAACUGCCCAUAAAUAAUUCAUUUGAAAUAUUUGAUAGGAAAAUAACCCCUAUUUUAAAGUAUGGAAGCGAAAUAUAGGGCUUUGUUUACAGAGAAAGUAUGGAAUGUGUCUGUAGGAAAUUCUGUAAAUUCCAAUUAGGUGUGGGGUAUAGUUUUUCGAAUGCGGCCACCUAUGGGGAGUGUGGGAGACUUUCGUUAAGUUCUAAUUAUUAUUGUUAAACUGCAAAUGUUACAUUUAAGUCAAAAUAUCAAAUCUUGAAAAAGAACAACAGAAUAUACGGAAGUAGUGUCCAUGCAACGUUGCAUACAAAGUUUCAGAGCGAAGGACGUCUUUUGAGAGAGUUUUACAGCAUAUUCGAGGGUAUCAAAGGGAGAAGGGGAAACAUGGACCUAAUUUGGAUUAUGUACUUCUGUCUAACUCUUGUUCUUGCUCAAGAUGACAAAGUGACCGGAAGUAAAGGAACUGUGAAUGACAACCUGAUAGCGCCAGCACAAGACACCACUACUGUCCGAGAACCCGAACCCGAACGUUCUUGCACAGCAGAGAUACUCGCUGCUUUUUGGGGGUCAGUUGGAAUGUUCAUUCUACUUGCAGGAGCUGCAGUGAUCAUGUAUAGGAAUCGAAUGCUUACUUCCAUUGGGAAAAGGAGAAAAAAGGGAUUAGAUACACUGUUCGACGACACUUCCUCUCCUAUGCGACCUCCGUCCAGGGCCCAUCGAGAAUCCAUGUUAAGUGGCUAUGCUGACGUAAUGAGCAUCGACACUGCCUGUCACUAUCGUCGUGUCAGCAGAAGUCUUGGCAGUAUCAACUUUAGAACGUUCAGAGCGAGCACCGUGAAGGGUUCUACUCUGUACAAUACUAAAAGAAGUAAAAUGAGCACAAACGCCGCAGUGGACAUUACCAUAUCAGUGGAGCCCCCACAAUUUAAAAUAUACGAUCAGCAAUCGUAUUGGUUGGGCACGGAGACGGACUUUGAAGACGUCUACAAAAGUUCCCCAAAGAAAAGGGCAACUCUUCGCAGAUACUAUGCAGGUCUUCAGGAGGACACCCGUACGGAUAAAGAUGAAGAGGAUACAGCAUCGGAGGAACCACGGGGAGCCACUGGGACGCAGACUCACUGUGCAUCAAGGGAUGUACGAAGCAAAUUUCUUUACAUCUCCCCUGUGUUUAACGAAAAAAAUGCAGAAUCAAAGACAUGAAAACACUUUCAUUGAUAAUAUUCGGUAAAUCAGGACAAAGUGUCGGCAGUCACUGAGUAUGAAUAUCUUCAUCUGUAAGUGUCAGAAAAUCUUAACUAUCAACUUAUUGUGCAUAUACCUGGUGACUGGAGACAUACGUUACUGUCUAAAUGACGAAUUGUACUCUUUACGUCAUCAAAGACAAAGACAACAUGUGCGAUAUGUUUCGAUAUCAAGUAUUGUAUGGACUGUAAUAAUCUAUUAGUGAUCGUGGCACGCAUGUGGUGUGAUGUUAAUGAUUAGCGUAGUGCGUCGCCGUUCUAAUAUCACAGGCUAGAGAGCAAUGACUCUUUUGCUGUCUCUUUAUUGUCAGUAUAGCACCCCCUCGUUAGUCUCCAAGUUAUCUCGGAGAAAGUCAACCUUAACCUCUAGGUUUUUCAUGCAUGUUUUCUCAUGCGAACUACCAACUGUAUCGAGCUAUAUUCUUAAAAUGAGUAUUUAGGAUUAUUGUAUUAAAUAAACACUCCGUGUAAAUACAUAUUCAGCUUACAUAAAAUGUUCCAUUAUUAAUUAUGUCAUAAAGAACAUAUUUGUAAAUAAUUUAUUCUAUGGAUUAUACGAUGAGCUAACAUGUACAAGCCUCAGUGUAUACAUUAAAGUUGAGUAAUUUA